AUGGGCGAGAUGGUCGUGGCCGGGUAUGGCAUGGACAAGGCUCUGCGGGCCAGCGUCAGCUUCGACACGCCAUGCGGCGCGCUGCUGCGCGAGCUUGAGCAAAUAUGGACAGAGAUUGGGGAGCGUGAACAAGAUAAAGAUCGCAUGUUCCUUGAACUGGAAACAGAGUGCAUGCGUGUGUACCGUCGAAAGGUUGAUAGUGCCAAUGCUGAGAGAGCCAACCUCCGUCAGUCAUUGAUGGCCAAAGAAGCAGAACUUAAAGCUCUAGUUGCUUCUAUCGGGGAAAAUGGCCCACGAUUUACGGUGGAUGAAAAGCACACAUCGUUGAAAGAUCAACUUGCUGCAGUGACACCUCUCUUGGAAGAUCUUAGAGUAAAGAAACAAGACAGAAUCAAACAAAUCUCAAAUGUGCAAUCUCAAAUCGAGAAGAUAAAAGCACAAAUUUCUGAUCACAAUUAUCAGGACAGUGAUGGUUCCAUCAAACAACUUAAUGAUGAUCUUGACUUGUCUACCAGAAGAAUUUCUGAUCUUCAAAUGCAACUGCGUAAUCUACAGAAGGAGAAGUCUGAUCGUCUUCAGAAGGUUUUUAUAUAUGUGGAUGAAGUGCACUGCCUAUGUGCAGUGCUUGGGAUGGAUUUUGCAAAGACUGUAAAAGAGGUCCACCCAAGUUUGCAUGGAGCCAACUCUGAAAAUUCAACAAAUAUUAGUGAUAGAACUCUUGAAGGUCUUACUCAGACUAUCCUGAAGCUCAAAGCAGAAAAGAAGACAAGAGUUUUAAAGUUGCAAGAGACUGUAGAAAAACUUCACAAGUUAUGGAAUCUGAUGGAGUCAACUGAACAAGAGAGGAUUAACUUCUCUGAAGUAGCUGCUGUUCUUGGAUCUACUGAGGAAGAGAUCAAUUCUCCAGGCAUUCUGUCAUUGGAGACAAUUCAGGAGACUGAAGAGGAAGUCGAAAGGCUAACUAUACAAAAAGCUAGUAGAAUGAAGGAGCUUGUUCUCAAGAAAAGGUUAGAACUAGAAGACAUCUGCAAAAAUGCACACAUGGAGCCUGAUAUGAGCACAGCACCAGAGAAGAUCAUUGCGCUGAUUGAUUCCGGUUUAGUGGAUCCUUGCGAACUCCUUUCCAGCAUUGAAGUACAAAUAACAAAAGCAAAUGAAGAGUCCUUAACGAGGAAAGAUAUCAUGGAGAGAGUGGAUAAAUGGCUAUCAGCUUGUGAUGAAGAGACUUGGCUUGAGGAAUAUAACCAAGAUGAUAAUAGGUACAGUGCUGGCAGGGGUGCCCACUUGAAUCUCAAGCGUGCAGAAAAGGCAAGGAUAACUGUCCAAAAGAUUCCAACUAUGAUUGACAACUUGAUAGCCAAAACUUUUGCAUGGGAGGACGAAAGAAAUGUGCCAUUUUUAUAUGAUGGAGUCCGUUUGGUUGCCAUUUUGGAAGAGCAGAAACUCAGAAGGGCACAAAGGGAGGAAGACAAGAGACGCUACCGGGACCAGAAGAAGCUGCAGAGUUUAUUGCUUAAGGAGAAGGAGUUGAUUUUUGGGUCCAAACCUAGUCCUAAAAAGACAAGCAGCUUCAAUAGGAGGACAAGCAACCACCAUCCAAAUUCAAAUGGCGCUGGAUUCAUGACUCCGGUGCCACGCCGAGUUUCAGCUGGCAGUGCCACCCCAGAGCUUCUAACCCCACGCUCAUAUUCUGGCCGGUACAACUACUACUUCAAGGAGAACAGGCGUCUGACAACCGCACCGCUAAACUUCUCAGUCGGUUCCAAGGAGGAUAGCAUGUCAUCCUUUGCAUCCAUUAGUGGCUCGGAACCUGAUUCGCCAUUGUUUUUGCACUAA
Miscanthus lutarioriparius is the source of this 1836-nucleotide messenger RNA. NCBI's taxonomy places the organism in Eukaryota, Viridiplantae, Streptophyta, Magnoliopsida, Poales, Poaceae. The record is from the annotation of a GenBank genome assembly.